This is a messenger RNA of Eptesicus fuscus (big brown bat), 1606 nucleotides long. It is a transcript of the gene ZBTB25, whose product is annotated as zinc finger and BTB domain containing 25. The record is from RefSeq and is a predicted model, not a curated record. Gene Ontology annotation, biological process: regulation of transcription by RNA polymerase II. Gene Ontology annotation, molecular function: DNA-binding transcription factor activity, RNA polymerase II-specific; RNA polymerase II cis-regulatory region sequence-specific DNA binding; protein binding. Bases 242 to 1546 code for a protein of 434 amino acids. Gene Ontology annotation, cellular component: nucleus. The transcript is spliced from 4 exons. NCBI's taxonomy places the organism in Eukaryota, Metazoa, Chordata, Mammalia, Chiroptera, Vespertilionidae.
UGGCGCAACCCGCACCGCGGGGGCCGGCGCGGCCGCAGUGGACCACCCCUCCUGCCCCUCUCCCCAGGAUGAGGACACCCGGCCUAAAGAGCAAGCGUGUAGCUUGAUUGAGGUCCCGCACCUCUUGAAUAAGUGGACUCAAGGGCUCCGGACACCUUGGUCAUUGUUCUCUCUACCACACCAGGAGUGCAGUGCCAGUUUAAUCCACUCGGUAUAGAGACUGUCUUGUCAGAGAGCCACAAUGGACACAGCUAGCCAUAGCCUUGUCCUUCUGCAGCAGCUGAACAUGCAACGAGAAUUUGGUUUUCUGUGUGAUUGCACAGUUGCUAUUGGAGAUGUUUACUUCAAAGCCCACAGAGCAGUGCUUGCUGCUUUUUCUAAUUAUUUCAAGAUGAUAUUUAUUCACCAAACAAGUGAAUGCAUAAAAAUACAACCAACUGACAUCCAGCCUGACAUAUUCAGCUAUUUGUUGCACAUUAUGUACACGGGGAAAGGACCAAAACAGAUUGUGGAUCAUAGUCGUUUGGAGGAAGGGAUUCGCUUUCUUCAUGCCGACUACCUUUCUCACAUUGCAACUGAAAUGAAUCAAGUGUUCUCACCAGAGACGGUGCAGUCCUCAAAUUUGUACGGCAUCCAAAUCUCAACAGCCCAAAAGACAGCCGUCAAACAGGGGCUAGAGGUCAAAGAAACUCCUUCCAGUAACAGUGGAAGCAGAGCUGCUGUCCAGGGUGACCACCCCCAGUUGCAGCUUUCUCUUGCUAUUGGGCUGGAUGAUGGCACUGACCAGCAGAAGGUCCAUCCUGCAGCCCAGGCCUUGGAGGAACACCAGAAGCCUCCAGUGUCCAUCAAGCAGGAGAGAUGUGACCCAGAAUCUGUGAUCUCCCAGAGCCACUCCUCAUCCUCAUCCGAGAUGACAGGCCCCACUUUCACCGAAAGUAGCAUCAAAAUUCACUUAUGCCAUUACUGUGGAGAACGUUUUGAUUCUCGUGGUAACCUAAGACAACAUCUCCACACCCAUGUAUCUGGAUCCCUCCCAUUUGGUGUCCCUGCUUCUAUUCUGGAAAGUAAUGACCUUGGUGAAGUGCACCCACUUAAUGAAAACAACGAAGCUCUUGAAUGCCGCAGGCUCAGCUCCUUCAUUGUUAAGGAAAAUGAGCAACAGCCUGACCACUCAAACCGGGGUGCCACAGAGCCUUUGCAGAUCAGUCAAGUGUCCUUGAUCUCCAAAGACACAGAGCCAGUAGAAUUAAACUGUAAUUUUUCUUUUUCAAGGAAAAGAAAAAUCAGUUGUACCAUCUGUGGUCAUAAAUUUCUUCGAAAGAGUCAAUUGCUGGAACACAUGUAUACACACAAAGGUAAAUCUUACAGAUAUAACCGAUGCCAAAGGUUUGGUAACGCAUUAACCCAGAGGUUUCAGCCAUAUUGUGAAAGCUGGUCUGAUGUCCCCCUGAAAAGUUCUCGCUUGUCGCAAGAACAAUUAGACUCAUCUUGUGCCUUAGAGUCAGAGCUCACACAAGAAAACGUGGACACUAUCCUAGUUGAGUAGCAGUUUCUUCAGAAAUACCAAUUCUGAUAGAAUUCACAUGCAUUUUUUAUUCAUAAAUUA